AAGAAAUAUUACGAUAGCCAUAGAUUGGAUUUGGGAAACAAUAUGAAAAUUUAAAUAUCCGUUCGAAGUUAAAUUUCAGAACGAAUUAAAAAAAAAGUUAAAGCAAACGUCAUCCUUUUUGAGCAACGCAUUUUUGUCUGUUUUUAAAUACAUCCGUAAUUUUUCUGGGCGUCCAUUCUCACGCACCAUGUACUAAAAAAAAUAAACUGUUCAACUACAAGCGCAGCAGCUAUGGUUUUAUGAUAUCUUGUUUAUUCAAGCUGGACGUGAUGUCGAAAGCCGUCAUUAUACCGGAGUGUAACAAGGAUAUAGGAGGUAUGAAGGAUGAGAUAUCCACGUCGCCGCCCGAGAAGAGGGAAGGAGCUAUGGGCUUGUUCAGUCGCCUUUUGCGAUUGGACACUUUGAAGAGGAGCGCAGCCGUGAGCCCGACGCCGACGGAGCCCCUAAUAACGUACUAUGGGGUGUACAUUCCUUGCGAAAUUAAAAAGGGCCCUGAUGAAGAAGCAAUACACGUGUACGAAAACAAGGCGGAGGCGCUAGAGUUAGUCCGGCGCUACAAACAGGGCAGGUUCAAGGCUUUUCAUGACCGGAAGGAAGCGGUGUCCUUCGCGCUGCGCGGGGCUGAGCCUGCGGACACCACGGAUGGCAAUGACAGCUCUCUAAUGGGCGAAAAGCCAUAUCCAUUCAAGGCGCCGUCGCCACAAGACAUGGUGGCGCUUCGGAAGUCGAUCGAGAAGGGACUGCUGGCCGCGGUGAGGGAGAGAGUGUGGGACAACCCGCGGUAUCUCGUCAGCAGUGGAAACACACCGGCUAUUAUGCAGGAGGGCUCCCGCUACAACGCUUUGCACGUAGCAGCCAAAGCGCUGAACGCGGAGAUGUGCAAUCUCGUGCUGACGACCGUUGGCAACCCUGCCUUCGUGCAGACCUUGUACGGGCUGGACGCUGACGCAGACUGCUGCAAGGAAUUCGCCGCAAUUCUAGUGGACCGUUAUCUGAACACGCCAGACAAAGGCAUGAACGAGACGCCGUUGCACUUCGCGGCCAAAUUCGGUGCCGAGGCGUGCGUGGACGUGCUCACGUCCUUCCCGCAGUGCAACAAGCAGGCCAUCAACAAGUUCGGCGAGCAGCCUAAAGAUAUAAUCUGUAAGCGCGCGAACAACGCGUCUCCUGAGUGCGCGCGCCGCAUGUCGGGCAUGCUGGAGGAGCGGUUCUACGUGCCCGUGCUGCACGCCGAGGACGGCAGCGCCGCGCCCGCCAUCGGCCGCGCCUUCACGCCCGCACAGCCGCCGGAGAUAAACCUCGACCCGCUGAGCCCGCGCUACGAGAUCCGCGCCUUCGCGGGCCCCAUGGCGGCGCGCGACGCCGACACCUUCCGCCGCAAGUGGAAGACGCCGCCGCGCCUGCAGCCGCCCGCCUUCAGGCUGCGGGAGAUCACUAAGGGACUCGAGACUGUCGGCAGAAAUCUAGCAGAAGAAAUGAAAGUAGGCUGGAAGGAGUACUGGCCCUUCCUCGACACCUUUACUGACCUCAGAACCCCUGAGGGCCUAGCAUUACUUGAGAACUAUCUCAAAACAAAGUACGAAAGCGCCUGCUCCUUCGCCUACAGCGACAGCUGCGCUCAAUCUCAGUCCCCUGACGACAUCUCCUUGUCCAGAAUUAGUCUAGGAAACCUAGGCAACCUCUCACAAACCCCUUCGAAACAAAACUCCGUGCUGAGCCCCAUGUCUGAACUAUGCGUGGCAAUGAAAACGUGCACAAUAUCUUCAGAUAGACCGGCGCACUGGAAGAAAACAGAUCCGAUACGACAGAGGAUGUGUAGACAACCCACGAAAGCAUUAACCAACGGCGAUGUCGCAUCACCGACUCCAAACCAUCCGAACCACUCGGUCAGCCAGCUCGUCUGUAUCGAACGAACAUGCCAAGUAUUCGCUAAAAGAAUCGCCGACGCUCUAACCUUCUCUCUGACAUCCGAACCAGAAGUCGCGGGAGAAUCUCUAAAAGCCGAAGCGAAAUACCUCCAACACACCAUGUACACUUAUAUGGACGAUGAGAGAUUUCAGAAUAUUAACUUCGCGUUGAUACAUUCGCGACUAGCCCAGCUAGCUGUCUUCAUGCUAAAACGACAAACUAAAGAUACAGAUGACGUUAACAGUCUGGCGGAGUUUUUAGUAAAACUGCGUUGUCCGAACGACGAUAUUUUUAGCUCAGACGAUGAGCAUAAAUCUGCAAGAGGUCCAAGCAGGUUAAAAAUGUCCCACGUAUUAGAUAAUCACAUUAGAUGCUUAGCUGGUUUUAUUAGUGAGGAACUAACGGAGUCAGAGGCGACUAAAGGGCCGUCUGUAUCUGAAUCUGAGUGUGCAGAGCUGUGGGGGAAAGCGUCUAAAUGUAGGUGUGAUUGGAAGAUUGAGAAUUUUGAGAGGAAUAGUAAGAAGAAUGCGUCGUUUAGGAAGAACAGGUCGAUAUUGUCGACCAGUCCGAAGAGUGAGAGUCUGGUUAGAAGGCUGACGUUCGAUUGUGAUAUUGGCGACGGCAAGAGUCAGCGCAACGAGAGCUCCCGGCCGCUCAGCGUGAACUCCCCCGGCGGCGACUCCGCGCCCGGCGCCGUCCGGCCCGCAGAGAUAUCGGAGGACGAGUCUGGCGAGUCGUGCAACUCUGACGAGUACCACACCGCCUCCGAGCACUCCGACGACGACGACAAGAUGGUGGACGCCAGCGACCGGGCGCUCGCCGAGCCCUUUAUAUACGGAGAGGAGCCGAGUAAGAUGGACCGACUAGUGUUUGACGCACUAGCCCCGUGUAGCAUUAGCCCCGAGUCGUACCCGAACGUGUAUCGUUGGCGUCAUACCGUCGCGCUCUACUCGCCAACGGAGAGAGACAAAUGGGCGGCCCCCGACCUGAACGCCAGCGUGGUGUCGCUCGGCUGCUGCAGCCCACUGCGGCGCGCGGCCCUCCCCGCUGCCGCGCACACGCCGCGCGCGCGCUGCUCCACGCCCAACCACCGCCUGCCGCCCGCACAGGAGGCCUAUCAGGACCGCUCCGUGCCGCUACAGGUAUCGAACUGGCUGCGAGUGACGGGCCCCAACUCGCCGCGCUCGGCGCUGGCCACCAAGCAGCUCGGCCACAACGUCAGCUUCGGCUUCUGACCAUCCCCACCACCGCCACCGCCACCACCACCAUCACCACCACCAUCACCGCCAUCACCCCCCAGUUAACGACACCAAUGACAAGAACCCACUUCGCGCUGGACGUUCAUAUUUCAGGUGCAACUUGCGGAAUUUCCAUAAAGUUGGAAUAGUUCUCGGAAAUUUCACAGCAAACAAAAGAAAUUUAUUUUGGAAAUUGAAUUUCAUCGAUUGUAUAAAAUGUAUAAUCUCUGAAAAAAUGUGUGACAGCUGAAAAAUAUAACGCUGUAUAGAGUAAUAAUAUGUUUUCUGGUAAUUGAAUUUAUACGUCAAUUUUAGACUACCAAAACUACCGCGUAAUAUAAGGGCCUACUA
This is a messenger RNA of Cydia pomonella (codling moth), 3497 nucleotides long. It is a transcript of the gene Ankle2, whose product is annotated as ankyrin repeat and LEM domain-containing protein 2. Lineage: Eukaryota; Metazoa; Arthropoda; Insecta; Lepidoptera; Tortricidae. The coding region runs from base 240 to 3143 and encodes 967 amino acids. The transcript is spliced from 14 exons. Gene Ontology annotation, cellular component: endoplasmic reticulum. The record is from RefSeq and is a predicted model, not a curated record. Gene Ontology annotation, biological process: negative regulation of phosphorylation. Gene Ontology annotation, molecular function: protein phosphatase 2A binding.